UCAUGCAAAAAAAAGGGAUAGAAGUGUAUAGACGUGUAUCCUCGAUAAGUUAUAACACUGAUAAAAUUAUUCGUUCUCUCGAGAGGUUGUUCGAAAUACAUAAUAUAGAAGCCGUUAUUAAGAAAUCCUGCUCGCGAUUAUUACAAUAAUGUUAAUAAAAAAUAAAGACUGUUGUGUUAUCAUUAAAAGGAAUAAAUUAGACGAACAAACCGGAGAUGUAAAUGAUUAACAUGGUUUUAUUAUUGUUUUUAACCAGUGGUCGACUUUCACCUUGCUAAUAUAAAUCGAUUAAAAUAUAUUUUAAUUACUUUUCUCCGUAAAAACUUUUUAUCAACUGUUAUUGAAAUAAUAGGAAUUGUCAAUGCAAUAAAAAAGUAAUCGCCAUCAUAAGGUGGUCUUCAGUUGUUCAUAUCUUGAACCAAUUAUAGCAUUUCUCGAAAACUAGAGCAACCCACACCUACAUCUCUAACUCUUUGCAAACAGUAAUUUAAUCUAGAUCUUCAUGUGCCUCUAUUUACUCCUGUUCCUGCUUCUAAUACUUCUCUCUCUAGCCCUUCUUCAUGUCGGGGUAGGUGGCCUAUCAAUCCAUCUCGCCUAUUUUUAUUGACUUCCAUAACGGCCUAUGUUCUCCUACCCUUUCCAAUAACUCCUCAUCUCUAGCCCUUUCCAUCCACGGUAUUUUUAACAUCCUCCUAUAACACCACAUCGCAAACGCUUAUAAUUUUUCCAUAGCGCCCACCAUCCACAUUUCACACCCAUACAGAGUCGCGCUCCAAAUAAGACGCACUAUUAAUAAUAUUCGAAUUUCCAAAUUAACCAAUCGCAAACAUCUUUAUUACUAUCCUGAGAUACUCCCUAAACACCGACUUGUUCAUUUUUUUCGUCUAAAUUACAUUAAUAAUCGUUGAUCCAGAUCUGGGUCUUAUAAAAUUUAUGAAAAUCAAUUUGUCAUUUACCAUAAAUAUACGAGACAUAAUAAUGAUAACAAUAAAUAAUUGUAAUAGUAAAAUAAUAACAAUAACGACAAAAAGACAAUUGCACUAGCUCUACAAUCGAACCAUAACCGACCGUUUCAUCGGUCAUGAAACCGUGGUUGGAACCUGAAACGGACUCUUCAAGAGCCAGUCCUUGGAAGAUACUCGACGAAGAAGGUGUUCGACUUUCAAGAACCACCUACUACGGGUCCAAAUACUUGUUGUUUAUAUUUCGUUUUUGUCAAAGCGUGAUUGUUUAAAUUUUUUUCAUUAAAUUAUAUUACUUUGUUAAUUUUUUUUUGUGAAUAAAAUGAAUGAGUUACAAGGUGAAAAGUUUGCGUCGUGUCUGACGAAGAAAAAUUAAACAUUCUCACCACUCUACCGGAACUUAAAGAACAAUUAUUGUGCUGAUGAAAUAUGAAGUGCACGCCUGCGAAAAUUUUGUGGAUCGCAAUUUUUUUGCUAACGGUACUCAUGGUGAAAGGGCAGGAUUACGAAGUUAGCAACAUACAAUGCACAUUUGCAACACCAAGUGGAGGAAGUAUGGAUUCUAUUAUGGCGAAAUUGAAGAAACCGGAAAACUUCCGGGGUCAUCCGCUUUUCGCGGACGACAGAGUCGUCGAUCCAGAAAAAGAUGCGCACUGCCAAAUUCGACAAGAUCCAACCGAACCAACGGGCCUUUUUUACAAACUAAAAAUACUUGAUUUCAUGCGAUGCGGGGUGAUUAAAAGAAAUGGCUUUGUUCAUGUGAGAGUGUGGUUCCCUCAAUUCCCAGGGGUAGUGAUGCAGUCCGAUCAGGAAUUAAUAAUAAUGUGCAAACCCCCGGAACCUACAGUAAUAGAAAACAAAGCUGCUGGAUUUGCAGGGAGCUUUCCCCAUGGAGCCAGAGUUUCGGGAGUGGUAGAAGAAAGUCCGGGACGAUUAGAAUACGAAGUUGCGUUGUAUAAAGAAGCACCCGCACGAUUAGGAAAUAAUUCCGGGGAAUUACCUGUCGACCAAGCCGUACCUAUCGGAACAAAAUUGCAACUGAGGGCUCGAAUAGGGCAACAAUCGGCUUGGAAAUUCGUCAAGCUUAUAGAGGUCACGGUCAGCCCCGAUCCAGAUGAACCUCAUGUCCCAGGAAGCGUAGCUCUUGUCAAAGACGGGUGUAGGAAUAGGGACUUCUCGUCAAUUAUUCCUCAUCAGCCGGCAAGGUAUCGGGAACGGCCUAACGAAGUCUUUCUCGAUUUCGAAGCUUUCCUCCUGAGCACUAUGAAGGAACGGUCGACCCUAUGGAUCCACUCUCAAAUAAAGGCAUGUAUGGAACCCAGCGACUGUCAGCCAGAGUUCUGUCUGGAUCUAUUCGAACCAUCGGGACACGGGAGAAGAAAAAGAUCACAAAACAUGUCCAAUCAAAACAACGAUUUCGUUCGACGAACUGGACAUAACGACACCAUACAAUUUACCAAAUUCAAUGAGAACAUCGAGUACACCGUUCUGAUGCCAGGAGAAUUCUUUCAUAAAAGAACAGGAGGUCCUGAAAAUUCCUGUAGCACAUUCUUGGCCACAGCUGGUGUUUUAGGUUGUUUACUUUUUCUUUCGGCGUUCGUAAUGUGCUGGUUAGCUUUGAGAUUACAUGCGGUUGCUAUCUGCGCUGAAAAUGCAACCAAAAAUGUGGACGGACUUUGCAGAGAUGGAAGGCACUAUCACGAAGCCUGCUACACCGGCAGGGCUAUGACCCAUUAGGAAGAAUUUGAGAUAUAAAAAGCAAUUUUAAAUCGAACCUUCCCAACAAAUAUUUUAAGUAUCUACCGACUGCUACCGAAGUACAUAUGGACACAGUACACGUUUACUUUCGUUAACAUUCGCUAUUUUUAAUUAUGUAAUUAAUUUUUACUUACUUGUAUAUACCUACAUACUUGUAAAUUGCGUAUUCUAGUUUGUUCUAUUGUAGUACUUACAUUGGU
This is a messenger RNA of Agrilus planipennis (emerald ash borer), 2920 nucleotides long. RefSeq lists its product as uncharacterized. The transcript has 6 exons. Lineage: Eukaryota; Metazoa; Arthropoda; Insecta; Coleoptera; Buprestidae. The record is from RefSeq and is a predicted model, not a curated record. Bases 1392 to 2699 code for a protein of 435 amino acids.